CAAGAGCGGGGCAGACAGUAGUACAGCAGCGGCAGCAUUUACUCUGUUACCGGAGGACUAGUGCUCUCACUCCCUGAGAUCCACUGCUGUUGUUCAGAGUCCCGUAAACUGAGCCUCCACCUUAACCGCUGGUGCAUCUCUCAAAAAAAUUUUUUUUUCUCUUUUUGAGGAGCGAGAACAUUUUAAAAAUCAUCACAGUCUACGGGGUUGUGAAGUCGGUUGUGUUAACCCCCUUUCCCCGAGACGCACAAAAGAAGCACUCCUAAGUCCACCUGGAUAGCUGACAACGCCAUCCGGUCCGGUUCGAGGUCCAGUGGGGAGAGACGGUGAGGAGAAGUUAUAGCGCGGAAGGCACGAGCUAAAGAAACAGGAGAAGACAGGAUGAAUCUCAAGAGUCAUUUGAUUUUCACCCUCUACACUAUUUAUGGGAUUCUUCUGAAAGUGAUGGCUUCAAAAGGCAAAGCUCGAGGCAUCAGCGGUCAGUACCCUCUGGUUCAGAAUGUGACGGUGACGGAGGGUGGGACGGCGAACAUGACCUGCCGUGUGGAGUAUAAUGACAACACCUCCCUCCAGUGGUCAAACCCAGCACAGCAGACCCUCUUUUUCGGGGACAAGAAAGCUUUAAGGGACAACAGGAUUGAGCUGGUGCACGCAUCGUGGUCAGAGUUGACCAUCAGCAUCAGUGAUGUCACGCUGACGGAUGAAGGCAUGUACACCUGCUCUCUCUUCACCAUGCCUGUCAGAACGGCCAAAGCCUACCUGACUGUUCUAGGUGUGCCGGAGAAGCCGGAGAUCGAUGGCCUGACGAAGCCUGCCAUGGAGGGAGACCACAUCACUCUGACCUGCAUGACUCAGGGCAGCAAGCCCGCCGCCGACCUGCGCUGGUUCAGGAAUGAAAAGGAGGUCAAAGGUGCCAAAGAGGUGAAUGCAAGUGGGAAGACAUUUACAGUACGGAGCUCUCUGCAGCUGCAUGUGGACAGAAAUGAUGAUGGAGUGGCCUACACCUGCAGAGUGGACCAUGUGGCACUCGCACAGACACCACAGCAGGCCACCGAAGUACUGGAGGUCCAUUAUGCUCCUCGUGUGCAGAUCAUCAACUCCCUUGCAGUCCCUCAGGAGGGACAGUACUUAAAGCUGGAGUGUGUGUCCAAAGGAAACCCCUCGCCGGAUCCUGUGAUGUGGACAAAGGACGGGGGUGAACUUCCUGACCUGGACAGGGUGAUUGUGGAGGGGAGGGAGCUCACCUUUACUUCGCUCAACAAGACAGACAAUGGCACCUACCGCUGUGAAGCCGGCAACCACCUAGGGACCAGCAGCGCUGAAUAUGUACUCUACGUCUAUGACCUCCCCACAACCCUGCCUCCAUCCACCACUACCCCCCUACAUCCCAUCCCUCCAGAUCCUACCGCUCUAUUAGGCACCCACGCCUCAGACCCCACAGUCACUGGCAACAGAGAUCCCAACGCUCUGGGGCAGCACGGCACUGACCAUGCCUUGAUCGGAGGAGUGGUGGCUGUAGUGGUCUUUGUCACCUUGUGUUUAAUCAUUGUACUGGGAAGAUACCUGGCCAGGCAUAAAGGAACGUACUUGACAAACGAGGCCAAAGGGGCGGACGACGCGCCCGACGCCGACACAGCUAUCAUCAACGCUGAGGGCAACCAUGCACAUGCAGAAGAAAAGAAAGAAUACUUCAUUUAGACUGCAGAGGGAGCUGUGCAGGGCUCCCCCCCCCCCCCCCCCCCCCUUUCAAUCUCUGUAUCUCUUUUUCUCUCUCUAUCUGUCUCCCCCUUUUCUUCUCCACCUCUGACCACUGCCCCCGACUUGUCACCGAGGAACCCGCAGGCAGUCCACAGACAGAGAAGUUCCCCAAGUGUUUUCCUAUUAUUGCCUUUUGUUGAGCAUUUUUAUCAUUUACAUCUUGUCCUUUCUUUCUUUCUUUUUUUUUUGGCAGCCGGUUUUCACAGGCAGCUUGCCGUCGCUGCCAAAGUUGUCCCCUUUUCUCAUAUUUCUCCUCAUCUUUGACAUGAAUGCCUGGAAGUCUGUAUCUCUACCAUGACUGCUUCUUACAUGAGCCCUUCUUCAUCUUCUCUCCUGUUUCCCCCCUCCAAGCAGACACCCAAACACACACUUAUAUCCCCUUUGUUCACACACGUCCACAAACACAUAUCAUAUCUCACAUCAACACGGUGCCUAAAAAUACAGACGCCAUUGAACUUCUGUCAAUGCCUUCAUGUAUCGUCUGUCAGUAGCAAUGUAAAUGCUUUGUAGAUGGGUUAACUGGACCAUUUCAUUGCUUAGCUCACAGCUUUUGAUUAUGCAUUGCGACUUUUUUUAUUUUAUUUAGUGGAGAUCUUUGCUGUUUACGCCUUAUACAUGUCUAUCACACUGAAUAUGGUACUUUUAGAUCCACUUCCCCCCAACCCCAUCCCCUCUAAAUACACUUGUAAUUAAACAGUUGACCCCUGUAAGAUAAGAAGAAGGCUUUGUGUAACACUGUAGCAAGGUUUGUCAGAUAAGUGUAUAAUAUGAUUUUCAUUACUAGGGUAGGGGUAAUAAAGGGUAGUGUGGUAUUGUUUAGAGCAGAGAAUACACACAGAUGCUAGAUGAAGCAUUCCAUCGAAUAAACUCAAUCAAGUAUUUAAAACCAUUUGCUAAAUCUGCUGUCCCUAUGUGCUUUUGUCUGUAUAUUCCUGUACUGUUCAGGCUGCAGUUUAGCGAAACACCAACACCUCCAGUUGACACCUCCUAUUGACAGCUUACAGUAGUUUGUGGUUCAAAUAAAGGGUUCGGUGUACAGAAAGAAUCUCCUCUCUCUAAAAGCUGUAUAAAUUGUAUUGAAAUGAGUUUCACUUUGAAUUAUUUUGUUUAUGUUUUUGUCUCAUUGGAGUCAGUUUAAGGCUUAAGGACCCUGUGAAAUGUAAAAUUAGGAGCUAAUAAAGCAAGUACACAGUUACAGUGUGAAUAGGAGAUUUAGUAAAGUUUUCACUGAUGUCAUUUUCAUUGUUACCUCUCGUAAGCUUGAGGUCCAGGCAGCUUUCCACUGUGGUGUGUAUACACGUUUUUGUUCUCAUAGAAAAGCAUCCAGUCAUAUUAUUAUGUUAAACAAGUAGUUCUAACAUCAGUUUGACUUCAACCACUUGUCUUAUUUUGUAUUUCUGUUUAACGAGUUUUUAAACUGUAUAUAUCACCAACAUGUCAAAUACUCUCACCUCACAAACUGCAUAACUGCUCUUCUUAUUUCCAUUUUGUCAGAGUCGCUCUCCAUGAACUGAACUUUGAUUUUCAUUUCAUGGGGUCUUCAAGCAAAAAAAAAAAAAAAAAAAAAGGGAAAAAAAGAGAAGAAAAAAAAGGAAAUAGUGUGUGAGUGCUGGGUCAUAGAUCUGCAGGGGCCUCCUUUCCAAAAACGAAAAACUGAAGACAAAUAGAGAAGCACAAAAAUGUCUGAAUGAGUAACUGUGUUCCUUUGCCAACAACUAGAUUGCCUUGGGAAUGGUUCUUCUAUUCAAAUGGGUAGUGGAAAGAUGACAAGGCUGUCUUUGAUUCAAUUCUGGAGGGGAAAAAAUUACACAGUGCAUCUUUUUGAAAAUGUAAGCUAAAUCAUGUUUUUAUAUAAAAAUGUUUUUAAUAUUUUUGGUUUAAAUGGUUCUAAGCUCCCUGCCGUGUAUUGUGUCUGCUAAAAAUGUGGUUGAUUGUGAAAAUUGCUGUUAAAUUCUGGAUUCCUUCAAAUUUGUAUAUUAGCCACCUUAUCUAUUUACUUUUUUUUUCAUUGCAUAAUCCUUAUUGGAAAAACUUCUCAGCAAAUGUAUUUUGUUUUGGCACAAGGCAUGUAUAUAAUGUGUGAAAACUAAACUUUGGUAAUACACAUUAGCAUGUUUUUGUUUGGUUCUUUUUCAUAUUUUAAUUUAUUUGAAUUGAACUUAUUUAAGGGAAAACCACAAUGAAAAUAUGUUUGUAACUUCAUUUUGGAGGGCAAUGGCUUCUUGUGUUUGUGGCGUGCUCUUGGGUGCUACAGAUCAGAAGGAUUUCGUUGUAAAAUAAAAAUGUGAUCAACAAAAAAAAAAGAAGGUAAAUUAUGAAGAGAAAUCGAAGAAAAUGUUCAUCUGUCUUCACCAAAUCCUAAAAUAUAAAUUUGAAUUGAAAGCUUAACACACUGAGACAAACUGAACAUAACCUUGUAAACAACUUGUGUUUCUUUUCAUGUAUCCCUACCAUUCGUCUUUCAUCACUUUGCAGAAAUUUGAUUUACUCUCCUGUGAAAGAGCGAUAAACACUGUGGCCCCUGGAAUUAAACACUUAAAGGCAAGGCACUAAUCUACUAAGAGGGAGCAAAUUAUUACCAAGGGCAAUAAAAUAGUGGGCCCAGCUGUCUCCAAUUCAGUGGCCAAUUUACAACAUUAUGCAAAUAAGGUCAGCAAGUAAGGUCUUUCUCUAUGUGUUCGAACUCAAGCACUGCUGGAGUGAAUCACAAGUUGGGAAUCAUUAAAUCUGUCACCACUGGUGUAGAAUUUAACUUGCAUAUUACUGUUAAAUACGUCAAAGAUUUGUUUUAAAAAUGCAGAAGCUUUGCCACAAGCUUCAAUAUUUUAUCAUUUUAGUGCACUUCGAUCAAUGCACCACUGGUUCCAGGUUUGACUUCAGCCUCACCACGUUCCUUCAGUAGAUCCAGACUUUCUGUAUCAACAUGUGUGUAUAGAUCCAUUUAUCACAAUGAUGUAAUUGUCUUAUUUUUUAUUUUUCUAUCUCUCAUUGUGUCUUAAAUCAAUGACGGUGUCAAUCAAUUUGUUCUGUUUUUACGCCUGUGUGUUCAUCUUAGAAAUAAGAGAGUGCUUCAAUGGAUUUGGUGAUUGUGAAAUCAGACAAACAGGCUGUUUUAUAUCAAAUGGAGAGUAAUAGAUAAGCAGGCCUGCAGUAAUGAGCUUUAGAAAGGAAACAGGUCCCAUUCACUGAAUUAUGCACUCUGGCUAAUUUGAUGGAUAUUUCUUAGUAAAUGGUACAAAAUGUGUUGGGGUUUUUUUUUCAACCAUGUGUAAAUAUUUGUUUUGACAUGGCAGUAAUGAGCUAAUUUGUUGCAAAUGGCUUUUUAUGAUAGUUAGACCAAACCUGAAUCUUUUUUUAAUUUGUUAUUCUAACAGCCUGGGACAUACCAUCAUGCACUAUUUUGCUAUCAUAGAAUCAACUGUAGCUGUGUUCCAUUUUCUGGUCGGUUAAUAGUCUUAUUUCUUUCUAUGUUGCCGGUUGAAACUAAGCUUUAAACUUGUUGCCUCUUUGCUUUCCAACAUAUAUCGGUUCGAUUCAUAUCCGCGACAUCAUGGACCUCUAAUUUCACCCUGGCGGCAAGGCAGUAAUAGCGCUAACGCAGUCGCAGUGCCAUUUUCAUUGGGCACCUGUCCAUUUUAUAAACUCGCCUCUGUUCAGUAAAUUUCCUGGCUCCAAACGAGCCCACUUUCUUUGACUGAAGGUGGGAGUGGUGCAGCUGAGGUUACUUGUUUAUGCAGAACAGGCAGUGCAGUACUGGCAGUAAUUUUGGCGUGAAAUUGCACACAAUUUUGUGAACAAUUUCCAUGUUGGAGCUGGCACACAACAGACCUGUACAAAAUCACAAAAAACAUUCAUGUGUGCAUGACCUUUGAACAUGUGUGCCUGUAUUAGGCAAACAGUAAUAAUAGAAACGCAUUUUAUCUUACAGCAAGUUAUCGUCCAUGUUGACUAAGUGCACUAAUAUCAUUGUAUUAUAGAACAACACCCUAGAAUUUAUAGUCAGCUGUAAAAAGGGACAUCAGAACAUCCUUGGACGCAUAUUUGUGGAGCUGUUUAUUUGUGCCUUGUGACUCUGCACCACCGGUUUGCUUGCCUGUCCUCUUCCUGCCUGUCUGCUUCUUUUAAAGAGGGAUGAGACGAGCCGAUGUGAUUGGUGAUCACUGAAGCUUGUCUAAACUCCACCUGCUGAUACUGCAUUAUGUAUUCAUCCUGCUACAGCCUUUUCACCACACUGCACUGUCACAAAAUAUUGCAGUCAGUCGGGGAAACAAACACAUGCAUUUUUGCCCAAGUUUGCGCGAGCUAUUGUCCCCAGUUUCAGGAAAUUAGAGGCCCAUAUCUACUUAAAAUCCUUUAUUGGGAUAAAUACGAGAGCUUGGCCGCUUUGAGUCAUAGUCUGUCUUUUUUAGUUUUAAUGCCUUUGUGCUCCACAGCAGUGAUGAUAGCAUAACAUGGCCCGGUCCAGUCCUAUCUCCUCCUCUGACCCUUCAUAUGUCUUUGCUGUACAGUUUGGCUUCAGCACACUUCUUUGUUCAUCUGCAAUACUGACACUAGAAUCAGUCAGCCCAAUCUCCAUAUUGUCACAAAGAUGACAACAUGUGACGCAAUCGCAUGUAGAGAUGUUUUCUUUUCUUUCUUUUUCUUUUUUUUUAUUAUAUCUUUUUUUUGCAUCUCAGGAAUAUAUUUCAUUUAGAGAUUUCUUUUUGUUUGUUUGUUUUCUGUCUUAAAAUGGGGACCUGAGAGCACUUCUCACUCUGCUCGCCCCCGAAUGCUGACACCAUGUAUUUGUUGAGUUUAAGAUUAUCGCAAUGUUAAUAAAAUUAUUCAGUGAUUCUUCAGUAA
Molecule: messenger RNA, 6600 nt
Organism: Centropristis striata (black sea bass)
Lineage: Eukaryota; Metazoa; Chordata; Actinopteri; Perciformes; Serranidae
Gene: cadm2a
Product: cell adhesion molecule 2a
Exons: 11
Coding region: 382-1698 (438 amino acids)
Source: RefSeq, a predicted model, not a curated record